CAAAUUCCAGAAGAAGAUCUAAACAAAAACUAUCGAAAUGGCUCUCAACGUGAACCGCGCUGUCGCUGAUCCAUUCUACCGCUACAAGAUGCCCAAGCUGUCAGCAAAAGUCGAAGGCAAAGGAAACGGAAUCAAAACGGUCAUUUCCAACAUGUCUGAGAUCGCGAAAGCUCUCGAGCGUCCGCCGAUGUACCCCACGAAGUACUUUGGCUGUGAGCUCGGGGCUCAAACGAACUUCGAUGCCAAGAACGAGCGUUACAUUGUCAACGGCGAGCAUGAUGCCAACAAGCUCCAGGAUAUUUUAGAUGGUUUCAUUAAAAAGUUUGUGCUUUGCAAAUCAUGUGAAAACCCGGAAACUCAGUUGUUUGUCCGUAAAAAUAACAUCAAGAGCAAGUGCAAGGCAUGUGGAUGUUCGUUCGACAUUGAUCUCAAACAUAAGCUGUCUACAUUCAUCAUGAAGAAUCCUCCAAAGAUUGAUGUCGAUUUUUCCAAAGCCGAACAAAAGAAUGGAAAGAAGACAUCGGGUGCUGACGCCGCCGCCGCCGUGGCUGCCGACAUAAUCCACAACAGCGACAAAGGCAGUUCGAAUGAUGACGACGACGACGAUUGGGAACCUGAACCAGUCGAGCCGAAUGGCAUGCUGUCGGCGGGAAUGGGCAAGCUCGUGCUGGACAAGGAUCUUGAGAAGAGCGAAGAACAGCGUCUCGACAUGCUUCACACAUUCUUCUUGAAAGCCAAGGAAGAAGAUAGAAUUUCUGAUGCCAAGGGACAAACUGCUCUACGUGACGAAGCUGAGAGACUUGAGCUGAAGCAAAAAGCAUCUCUCCUUCUCGCGAACGUUUUUCUUGAUGAGAAAGUAAUCACUGACAAACAAAUCAGCAAACACCGCAAUCUUCUGCUUCGCUUCACGUUGAAUGACAAGAAAGCUCAAAGAUACCUGUUGGGAGGAGUUGAGCAAGUAAUUCACAAACAUGAAGCGGAACUUCUGUCUAAAUCAGCUCACAUCAUUAAGUCAUUGUAUGAUGAAGAUGUCUGCGAAGAGGAUUCGCUUAUUUCAUGGGGAGAGAAGCCGUCGAGUAAGUAUGUCUCCAAAUCUUUUGCCAAGAAGAUUAUUGAGAACUCUCAACCAGUGCUCAACUGGCUGAAAGAAGCGGAAGAAGAAACCGAAGAAGAGUCCGACGAUGAGAUUGCGUUCGGAGGAGACGUCAAGGAGAGUGAAUUCCUUCGUCAACAGAAGGAGAAGGCUGCUAGAGAAGCUCAGCAAAAAUCAGCCAAGGCUACAAACGGCAAUGCUGCUGCUGCAUCCGGAGCAAAUGAUGAAGAGGACUUGGAUAUUGAUGACAUUUAAUUGUACAGAUGCUUUUUUAAAAUUUACCUGGGCUACUUAUGUUUUUUGUGUAUUUCUUCCCAUAUUCGAACCAAUUCAACUAAUUUCGAAGAAGCCUCAGUUUUUUUUUGCUUUCUCCCCCUUUCAAUAGUAAGCAUCAUUUCAUUUCUGUCUUCUGUCUUUUCUGUUCCUACGCUGUUUUCCCUUCACCAAAUCCAAUUCAUUUAUUCGUAAAGUCAUUACUAUUUGUUGUUAAUCGUAAACAUUUGGGAAUAUUCUUGUUCAAUUCAGUCUUAU
This is a messenger RNA of Caenorhabditis elegans, 1624 nucleotides long. RefSeq names its product Eukaryotic translation initiation factor 5 (gene C37C3.2). The transcript has 7 exons. Gene Ontology annotation, biological process: translational initiation. Gene Ontology annotation, molecular function: translation initiation factor activity. The coding region runs from base 38 to 1348 and encodes 436 amino acids. The record is from RefSeq and is marked reviewed. Lineage: Eukaryota; Metazoa; Nematoda; Chromadorea; Rhabditida; Rhabditidae.